AUGGCACAGACCCUUCUAUCCCCAUCCACAAAUCUUCCAAGUGCUCUGCUGCUACCAUCUCCUACCUCUAGUCUCUUUGAUAGGAACUUAUCAGCACUAUAUGAAGCUUUCACGAGGCCCUCGUCUGCAUAUCCGCACGGGCCUCUAUCUGCCUCAAUCCAGCAGCAACAUGGCAUCCCCACUAGUAGCAAUACCAGCAGUAGUAGCCAUAUAAAUGGGGCAGGGGAGAACUUGGAUCCGGCAAAGGAUCCCAGAACCGCAACCGACAAUCUAUUCUCUCCUGCUGUAAAGGGUCUGAAUGUGGAUCCGGAAACCCGUGACUCGCUAGCUAGCUUCUUCUUCUCAUCCUCCUCACCAAACCACAGUAGCAGUCACAACGACAACACCAACAACACGGGAAAUGGCAGUAACAAUAGUACAGCAAGCUCGAUACAGCCGUCAGUCUUGCAUGAACCAACGCCGGUGCAUAAUAGCUAUAGUAGCAAUCCCAUAACAACGACAAAAACACCGCCGUUUGUACCCCCAAUCACUACCAACUUCAAUCACCAUCAAGAGCAUCACGUAUACCCCAACAACGUAACAGCAACCAGUAAUGAGCUCAUGACGCCGUAUCGUGAUCCAACACUAGACUAUAUAAUGGGAAGUUUCUUGGAUGGUAUGGAAUCUCUACAAUCGCCCGGUGGAACCUUUCCUACUUUUGGAAUGCCAGGAAUGACACCGAAAUCUGCAAAGCCAGUCCAGUAUUCAGAUACAAUGCUGUUAUUAGAUUUAGAUGGUGGUGAAGGUCCAGACGCUGGUGUCGAUGAGAAAAUCAUAAAACAGGAACCAGUCGACUCAACAAUAACAACAACACACCCACUAAUGCACAGGCAUCCGCAUCAGCAUCAUCAUAUGCAACCUGGAGGAAACUUUCAAUAUCCUACCUAUCCAACCCCGCUUCUUAUAGAUAACCGCAUGCAUGCAACACAAUCUCCUGCAACAUCGUCUAAUGGCACCCCACUACUCCAUUGGCCUACCCCAACAUCAGUAACACCCAUGUAUAUAACAACAACAUCAGCAGCAUUGAAAAAACAGCAACAACAGCAACCCUCAUAUAUGUAUUCAUCGCCAUAUCCAACACAACCAACUCAUCAUGGUGUCAUACAUCAUCCUCAUCACCACAUGAGAUAUGCACCUUAUCCUGCCUCGUACGGAUCAUUGGGAAUUUCAAUGGGCAUUCCACCAAAUACAGUCAACAUGUCUGCAAAUAUGAAUAACAUGCCGAACGGUGGAGGAAAUAAUGCUCCACCAGUUAACGUCUUGCAUCAGCAGCAAAUGAAUAGUAACAACAACAAUAGCAGCGUUAGUAAUGGUAAUGGCACUAUAAGUAGUAGUAGUAGUAUAGGGGGUAUGGCUAUGGCUGCACCAGGUGGACACCAGCAAUCGAAUAAAGGUGGUCGAGGUACACCAACCGCUGUUGGUCCUGGUGGUGGUAACGGUGGUGUUGGUGGUAGUGCCAACCCUGCUGCAGCUGCUUCCAUAAUGAGUGCAUCCAAUUCAACACCUGGUGGUAGGGCCAAGCCAUUCAAAUGCGACAAGUGCCCUCAAACGUUUAGUCGCUCUCAUGAUCUCAAACGACACAUGUACAUUCAUACUCAGCAAAAGCCCUACACUUGUGCAAGGUGCCAAAAGGGAUUUAGUAGGCGAGAUGCUUUAAGGAGGCAUGAAAAGUCUGUUGCUGAAGGAAAGAAGGUUCAUUGUGUUCCCCGACCACCAGGACAGCCAGGUCCAGACGGUGACGAAGACUACGAUGAAGAGAUGGAACAAGAUGAAGAAUGA
Messenger RNA from Synchytrium microbalum, 1818 nucleotides. RefSeq lists its product as uncharacterized. The transcript is spliced from 3 exons. The record is from RefSeq and is a predicted model, not a curated record. Gene Ontology annotation, biological process: regulation of transcription by RNA polymerase II. Gene Ontology annotation, molecular function: DNA-binding transcription factor activity, RNA polymerase II-specific; RNA polymerase II cis-regulatory region sequence-specific DNA binding. Gene Ontology annotation, cellular component: nucleus. NCBI's taxonomy places the organism in Eukaryota, Fungi, Chytridiomycota, Chytridiomycetes, Synchytriales, Synchytriaceae. Bases 1 to 1818 code for a protein of 605 amino acids.